Messenger RNA from Phyllopteryx taeniolatus (common seadragon), 3443 nucleotides. Its product is annotated as SH3 domain-containing protein 19-like. The transcript has 16 exons. The record is from RefSeq and is a predicted model, not a curated record. Gene Ontology annotation, molecular function: protein binding. NCBI's taxonomy places the organism in Eukaryota, Metazoa, Chordata, Actinopteri, Syngnathiformes, Syngnathidae. Gene Ontology annotation, biological process: protein transport to vacuole involved in ubiquitin-dependent protein catabolic process via the multivesicular body sorting pathway. Bases 395 to 3001 code for a protein of 868 amino acids. Gene Ontology annotation, cellular component: ESCRT-0 complex.
UUUUUUACAUUUUCAUUUGUUUUGAAUAUCAACUGAAAAACGCCUGUUUUCAGACUGGAAGCCCAUUUCCGCCAGUAUUUUUUAUUUUUUAUUCUAAACCAGGGGGCAAGUGAAACUAAUGCCGAUAAUAGCUUUUUCUUUUAGCGUUUAUUUAAUUGGAAAUUCCGACAAUAGUAUUUGGAUUAACUUUAUUUGAUUUUUUUUUACGUUUUAUUUGAAGUAUCUGACGUCAUAGGUCCGGUUGAUGAGCACCCGCGGUGGCGGAGCUGGGAGAAAGUUGUGCUGUCGACACAACAAGUGCUUCCGUGGAAAGGCGGCGGAGUCGUUCGGAGGGCUGAGUUGACGACGACGUUGCCGCCGCCCGGGGGAAAGAGACGCCGAAAGUCGGGCAGACAUGGCCGAAGCGAGGCCCGACGAAGACGACGAGAGUGCGAGGAGGGACACCGGCGGGCGAGUCGUGCGACGGCAGUCCAGCGGCAACGAAGGUCGUCCUGGCAGGAGAAAGCCAGAGAAUCGUCUCAGCCAAGGCCCACUUUGGUCCCUCAGAGCAGCCAUCAAAAAAUCCACCAGCAGGUCCAGUUUCCCUGACCUUCCGCGAGACAGAGACAGGGACAGAGACGCCAGGGGCCCGGUUGCCAGGCGACCACAGAUCACCAUCCUGUCGGCCGAACCGCUCCCCUCCCCUUGCUGGUUAGCCGGAACGCCCGGCGCGUUCCCACCGCCGCCUCCUCCGGCCACGCGAAUCUGGGGACCCACAAUCCCGCCGUCCAUACAGCCUCCUCCCUCCUACGAUGAGGUGAUCAGGGAGAAGACGCAGGAGCAGGGUGUGCACAUAUCUUCAUCGGCUCCAUCACCGUCAUCGUCGUCUCAUCCGGCUUUUAGAACGACCAUUGCCACUCAAACAGACACUGGAUCCUCUCCUGGAGCUCCGGUACUCAAACCGCAGCGGCUGCCGAUCCCCGCCUCUCCGUCCCCAGCAGACGCUAAAAUCGGCCCCCGUUCGCCCACAGCUUCCGACAGCGGCCGAUCAGGGCAACUCCACGCAGCCGCACCCCUUCCCAACGCGGCGGAGCGCCCCAGGCCCCGAUCCAGGUCGACCGUGACCCAGGUCAGCAACGAGGUCAAGGUUCAGACUUUGGUGAAACUGCGGGAAGACGGCUUGGCCACGCUCGCCGCCCGCGCUCGCAGUGACGUCGGCAAACGGGACGGGAGUGGGGGUAAAUACCUUCAGGAGCUUCUGGAGGCCUUCAGCUCCGACGACUGGGGUGUCCCUGAGCAGCGAGGUGACGACAGUGACCUCGGCCAAUCGGAGGACGAGGAAGAGGACAUGGCGGCCCUCAGGGCGAGGAUCCAGGCCUUUGAGCAGCAGCAGGUGGCGCUUGACGGGAGCCGUGGCGACCCAAGCACCAGCGAGGAGGCGGUCGCCGAGAGACCCGAACCUCGGCCCCGCCCUCGUCUCCAAGGGCAACCUGCCAAAGUUCUUCCUCCCGCCGUUGCACCUAAACCCAAAAGCCUCCCAAAAGCAUCCGCCGUGGACUCUAUCGAUUGCCACGCUGAGGUCCUGAACCCCAAACCGCUGCUAAUCACAGAGCUCCUUCCGAGUCACCGCCCCUCCACCGCUCCUUGCCCCACACCUGUCCCGGCUCCCAGGCUCCCGCCACAGAAACCCGCACCCUCCCCCAAUGAGACCCCAGCCGCAACCAAAUCUCCGUCCAGACCGCCGGUUGCCCCACGAACGAGCGUGGGCGCGCCACCGCACGAGAAGGCGACCGCGGCCGGACACGUGACCCCAACGAGGCCCCCCAGGCCUUUCACAGAGGUCAGCAGGGUGGCGCAAGCCCACAUUCAGGAUACUGUGAACCUGACAGGAGCCUCUCUGGAACCAAAUCCAGUCCCUUCCAAGGCUCCCGCACCUGACCCCGCUCCCGUCCACGCCAAACCGCCGUCCCCUCUCCUCAAAAAGGCUGACGGUAUCUGUGAGCCGCCCCUCCCCCCGAGGCCUUCAAGUGUGAAGCACCUCCCCCCCAGACCUCCACCAAUCAAAUCCGUCCCUGCUCGCCCACCACCUCCGGGCAUCGGGUCGUCGGCGAGCCAACCUCGGCCACAGACGCCAGCUUCUUCUGCGGCAGCCAGUCACAGAGCGUCAAAGAGAGGGCCGCCUUUGCCCCCUCGGCCCAAGCCUGGACAUCCGCUCUUUCCCGGCUCCACGAAACAGGAAGUCCUCAUCGUCCUGGAGGACCCGCCGCCGGAGCCUUUGCCAAGCGCCGUUACGCCGCUCUGCAGCACGUCAGAGUGUCUCCUGGACCUCGACGAGCUGCCCCCAACACGGCUACCAGAAUCCGGCUUGGAGACUUGCUGGCAGCCGGCCAUGCAGAAACACCCCGAGCCGCCUCCUGUCAGCCGCCCUCGUUACGUCGCUUUGUUUGACUUCGAGGGAGCGGAGGAUGACGAGCUGAGCUUCUCCCAGGGAGACACCAUCGGCCUCCUGGAACCGCUCGACCGACAGUGGGCCCGCGGCCAGAUUCGCGGACGCGUCGGACUCUUCCCGCUGAGCUUCGCCCGAGUCGCUGAGGACCGCCCGCCAGAAAGUCCCGUCGCACCGACAUCCUCAAAAGAAUCAGAGGUGGAGGAAUGGGCAGUGGCGCUGUUCGACUUUCCUGGUCAGACCGCAGAGGAUCUCUCCUUCCACAAGGGGGCGCAUAUCCAAGUGAUCGAACAUGUGGAUUCCGAAUGGAGGAGGGGCCGACUUGCUGGGAGGGAGGGGCUUUACCCCGCCGCUUUCGCGCAGGCCUGCCAGGAUCGACCAAUCCCAAGCCGGAAGGCGGACGUGAGGGGCGUGGCCAAAGCUUUAUUUGCCUUCACGGCCGAGCACGAGGACGAGCUCACAGUGAAGCCUGGCGACAUCAUCACGCAGGUGGAGUCUGGGGAUGAGCAGUGGAUUGUGGGAGUCGUCGGCGGUAAGCGGGGAGUUGUGCCCAAAAACUACAUUUUGCUUCUUUGACGAGGACAAUCUGCUGACGGGACGUUUUUGGGUUGUGCGGAGUGCGUGAAGACGGCGAUAUUUCAGUCUACAAUGAUUGGCAACAUCAAAUGAAGCGGCAGUGGCCACACCCGCAACCUCCGUCUCGCCGUCGCAUACCUUUACCGGACUCUCUAGGUUCCGUUCAAAUCUUGAACAAGAGGCGCAAACGUGGGAUCAUUUCUUUCUUUGUCCUAACGUGUUGGAAUAUUAACGCAACUAACCAAUCUUGUUGGAUGUUUCCGUGAAGUGUCACAAUGCAAUGAAUGCACGUGGACACGUGAGCAAGCAUGGAUGUCGAGCUUAAUGUUUUUUUCUGGAGCGGCGUUAGGCCGUGAAGGUUAGCGGUUAGGUUAUAGGAAUGUAGGCAAAACAAACAUUCCAAUUUUGAAAGCCUAAUAAAACUUUGCAACAUUUCUCUUAA